This is a messenger RNA of Thermothelomyces thermophilus ATCC 42464, 2757 nucleotides long. RefSeq lists its product as uncharacterized. Gene Ontology annotation, biological process: regulation of DNA-templated transcription. The transcript has 4 exons. Bases 1 to 2757 code for a protein of 918 amino acids. The record is from RefSeq and is a predicted model, not a curated record. Gene Ontology annotation, molecular function: zinc ion binding; DNA-binding transcription factor activity, RNA polymerase II-specific. NCBI's taxonomy places the organism in Eukaryota, Fungi, Ascomycota, Sordariomycetes, Sordariales, Chaetomiaceae.
AUGAACGCUCACUGCUGGUUUCAUCCCGCACACUCGACAGCGCUCCGACGAGACCAGGGCGCCCAUGGCACCACACCAUCCCAGCAUACCGUUUCGAUGGUUCAACAUCCCGGCGGCGUUCGAAGCCCUGAAGUGAUUUACUCGGCUUCAUCUGAAUUACAGAGACACAGCUUAGCCACGGCAGUAACGUCUGCGCAUACGACUAGUCCGAUCCCGGUCAUGUCAGGCGGAGGAGAAGCAGGAAGAAGUGAUGGUCAAACCAGCGAGCCAAACCACGACGAGGAGGACGUCGGUGGCUUGGGUCUCUCUUCCAUAAUCGCUCCCGCCUCCCAAAAGCCGAUUCGUCGACGGAUGCGCAUGAUUACUUCGUGUCUCGAGUGCCGCCGGCGUAAGCUCAAGUGCGCAAAGACGCACCCGUGCCUCAACUGCAAGAAGUUCCAGAGAGAAUGUGUAUACCUGGGGCCUAACCUCGACGAGGCCAGUCAGCAGCGCCUAACCGAGAUCAAAGAAAAGGUCGGCUGCCUGGAGAGACAGCUGGAGAGGGACGUCGCCAAGGGAGCGACUGCUCGCCGUAACGGCAACAACUCCAUCAAGGGCCCCGACCUUCACAACGAGCGAUUUGUAGCAGACGACGUUGACGACGACCUCAGCGAGGAGCGCGAUCUACAGAUCACCCCAAUGGUGACGCUCGACCUCACCUACGACGAUUGCUCAGACGGUAAUGGUACCGACGAUCUUAUCGACCUCGGGGUUCGCGUCGGGAAGAUGAGGAUAACCGAGCGUAUUGGCGGCCUGAACAGGCCACGCAUCUCGGAAGAAAUCCAAGCCGGGAUAUCCGGCACCCAAAGCAGCUUCUACGGGGCUCCCGGCAGCUUCGCGUCGGAUGAGCCGCAAGACCCCGCCGAGCUCCCAGACUUCCUUAAACCCGGCGAAUCCUAUCUUGCUCCAAGCAGUGGCUUUAUGUUUGGUCAGUUUACCGAGUCUCCAGCUCUCCUCGAGCUGCUACCACCACGAGAGCUUGGCCACAGAUUGAUGCGGCGUUAUUUCGAGGCGGUCCAUCCGAUCGCACGGUGCGUUCAUCGUCCCUCUUUAGAGGCCAUCUACGCCUCAUUCUGGAACGACGUCGGGCACUAUAUCGAGCCUCGCGCCUCGGUUCAAGCCAUUGUCUUCGCGGCCUGGUUCAACGCCGCCGUCAGCGCGGACGACACUUUCUGCCGAGACUACAAGUGCACCAGAGCGCAGCUGGUGCAGCACAUGAAGAUUGCGACCGAGACGGCCCUGAGCAAAGCCGGCUUACUGAGCACGACAAGGUUUGAGACUCUGCAAGGAUUCGUAAUGUACUUGCUGUGUUUUCUCGACAUCCGAACCUGCGAGGCUCAGGGGCCGAAACCGGCCAUACGACGCGAGGACUAUGACACCAAGAUGCCGGUGAACUGCGACGAGGACCAGUUGACGCUACAUUCAACAGCCUGGCCUGAACCGGCGGAAGCCUGGACGCCCGUGCUCCUGUCCAUCAUGCGCUUCGAGAUCAACGAGAUGAUGCGCAAUAUCUGGACCGACCGGCGCAAACUGGAGAUAGGAAAGACAACACUAAUGGCCAUGAUCACUAGGGUGGAGAACUUUAGGAAGCGGAUGUUGGAGAAGUACAGCCGAAUGCUCGACGACAAGGUGCCAGACCAGAAGUACGCGAAGCUUGUCGUGGAGCUGCUCCUCUUUCGACUCCAUGUCAUGGUGUUGCACCCUUUCCACUCUAACACCGCGAAUCCACUCCCCCCCAAGCUGGACGGCUUGCUCGUUACCAGUGGUAUCCUCAUCAUCGAGAUAGCCAUCCGUCUAGAAUCGAAUCCAAUGUUCCGGGGCUGGGCGUGGUAUCUCGGUGCCUACCAGCAAUACCAGAUCGCUCUUUUGCUUGCGACCGAGAUAUACUACCGACCCAACCGCAGAGAGGCUGAGCGCAUCUGGCCUUGUCUCGACUGGGUUUUCCGGCUGGAUCCAAACGCGCCACGUCAGCAAAAGAUCAUACAAAUACUGACCGAGAUAGCGAGCAAAACAAGUGUUUACAUGAGCCUCCGCAAGGUCCGCGCGCCGAUGUCGAUCAACCGGGCCGUGCCUGGCAAGCAGGCUGUGAAGGAAUCCCCACCGUCACAGCUCGCGGAGCCUCUGCCUCCACCAUCACAGUCCAAAAAACUGUCAUUCCAUCAACCCGAUGCUGGGGUUAUCUCCGACCUCAAGGCAGAGUAUGCUACCUGUGCUCCGCCCUUGCCCUCGGCUGGCGCCCCAGUAACACCUUCACUACCUGGAACCGCGGACCUCCUGGCUACUCCUUUUCUGCCACCAUCAUCCUCAUCCAUGGGCAUCAUGAUCCCCCCUCAACAACAGCAGCAGCAGCAGCAGGAGUACCCACAGUAUCAGCACCAUCAUCAGCAGCAGCAACAAGUCAAACUUCCGCCGCAAACCCACAUGGUUUUUGCCGGCGUUACAAACGGUGAGGCACUCUGGAGCCUGCCGCCGCAGCUCAACGGGUCCGGCAGCCCCGAGAUUGGCAGCGACGGCGGUAGCAUCGCAGGGCAGCCACAGCUGCAUGGCACCAUGGCUGCGCCAACCUCGGGACUGCCGCAGCCGCCUCCGAUAAUGAACAUGAUACAGGAGCUUGACUGGGAGGCUCUUCACCAAAUGUUUCCGAUGGACCCGCAAACGGGCGAGUUGAGUUUCGCUACGUUUGUUGACAGCGGUACGGGGUCUACCGGGCAGUGGUAG